GCAUCAAAGUAGUUGCUAUAAACACCAGGAACCAUCAAAGAGUAACGGCUGUCAAGCGUACGGAGGAAAAAGAGUGAGCGUUCGAGAGCGAUACAGAACAGACCGUUUUUGAAUUUUCCUUCUUUCUUUUUAAUGUUUUACUUUUCAUAAGCAUUUUGGAUUUGUGAAAUAAAGAACUAAGAUAUUGCAAGAACCCGUCUAACGCUCGUGCAGCAGAGGCUGCCGGAACAUUUUCAAAAACGAUUCCCUUUAUGGAAGAGAGAAGAAAUGCUAGAAGUCCUAGCAAUUUCUAGAGGUUGAAAGUGAUAGAACGCGAACUCGGACAUAGUGAAGCGCCAAAGCCAGGCAUAGAGAUUUGCAAAUACGCAGAAAAGUUCUUAGCGGACAAAACAGCGAGAAGCGCGUUUCUGAGUAGAAGCGUGGCUGUAUUGUAAGCGGAAAGGCGUUGGUGUGUAUGUGAAGCAAGGAAUGGUGUCAGGCGCAUGACGAUUUGCGACAGCGCAAAAAAGUUCUUAGCGGAAUACAGCGUGGCUGUAUUGAAAGCGGAAAGGUUUGACAGUGUGUGUGAAGCAAGGAAUAGUGUCAGGCGCGGGACGAUUUGCAAAUACGCAGGAAAGUGAUUGAAGAAACAAAGCGACGAGAAGUGCGUUUCUUGGUAGAAGCGUGGUUGCAAUUGUGAGCGGAAAGGCUUUGGCUGUGUGUGUGAAGCAAGGAAUAGUGUCAGACACGGGACAAUAAGCGACAGCGCAACAAAGUGCUUGGUGGAACAAAGCUGCAGGAAGUACGCUUCUAAGUAGAAGCUUGGUUACAUUGUGGACGGAAAGAUUCGUUUGUGUGUGUAUAGCAACGGACAAGGACAGCGUGUCAGUGCGAUUUAGUCUUCAACAAACGAAAAUAAUAGAUCAAGAUGCCGAGAACUCGGAGCAACAAACAGGAGUCAAAGGGGCCAGGGUUGGAUAGUUCAGAUGCAGGGUUGGAAGUGGUCGAGGAAGAAUCGAAUUCCGAUCAAAGUAUGCUGGAGAUAACUGUUGUGGAUCGCAUCAGCGAGAUGGAACGUUCUAUCGAAGAAGAAACUGCUCUGCAUAAGAAAGAGAUGGAAUUACGCAAACAGUUACUUGAGCUGAGAUUGAAAAAUAAGCGAGAGUUGGAAGCUUUGGAACAAUCCUAUAGUUUUGAAGAAAUCAAACCGAUUCAUGUUUCGACAGAUAAAGAUAACAGUGUAUCAGACAAGCCGAAUGCACCGCCUAAAAAGGAAAAUUAUUCACUAACGCCCGAUCAAAGAGCAACCCGAAAAAGCAUAAAUACUAGUUUGCCUAAAUUCAAUGGUGAACCAGGAAUUUGGCCAAUGUUCAUUAGUUGUUUCAAUAACACUACAGAAGCUUGUGGUUUUACGAACCAAGAAAAUCUAAAGCGAUUAAUGGACAGCCUGGAAGGUGAAGCUCUGGAAGCUGUAAAAGGAAGCUUAUUACUACCUGAAUCAGUUCCAAACGUGAUUCAGGAUUUGAAGAACUUGUUCGGCAGGCCAGGCAAAUUAUUGAAAAACUUGUUGAAACAAAUAAGAGAAACUCCGUCACCAAGUGAAAGUAAUAUGGAAAGCUUUAUUCGUUUCGGAGUUAAAGUGAAGCAAUUGUGUGACCAUCUGAUAGCCAGCGAUUUAGAUGAUCACUUAAGAAACCCGCUGUUAGUCGAAGAAUUGGUAGAAAAGUUGCCUCCAAGUAAUCAGCGUGAGUGGAUCCGGUUUAAGCGCGACAAAACAGACAAGAACCUUAUUGUGUUUGGCCAAUAUGUUCAAACGGUAGUGGACGAGGUUGCUGAACUAGUUGAAAUGUCGACUCGGCAAAAAUCGGUAGUGAAGUCAAACAAUACACAAGAACACAAACGGGUUGAAGCACGUGGCCGAAGUAAGUUUCCGACAAAUAAAGGGACAAGACAAGAGUACACGCAUGUGCAUCAAUCGGAAGAUAAAGGCGUUAAGCAUACGAAGAAAUGCUGGGUGUGCGGUUUGCAAAACCAUAUAUUGAUGGAUUGUCGUAAGUUUCAGCAAAUGUCGUCAGUAGAAAGGUUUAGUACAGCAGACAGGUUAAAGUUGUGCAAAAAGUGCUUAAGCCGGUAUUGCAGUGAUACUUGCACAAGAAAAGUAAUAUGCGAGGAGAAAGGAUGUGGUGGUCCACAUCACACAUUGAUGCAUCGUAUCGAAGAAACGGUGCAAAUCCAAAAUACUAACGUAUGCCCCAAACCAACGCUAAGUGUAAUAUAUAGAACAAUUCCUGUGACACUUUACUCAGGGCAUUCUUGCAUCAAUGUUACAGCAUUUAUCGAUGAAGGGUCCUCCGCUACUUUAAUAGAUGCUGACAUCGCUCGCACACUGAAGGCAGAGGGAACGCAUGAGCCACUAACUAUCACCUGGACCGGUGGAAUUCGAAGAAAUGAAGACGAAUCCAUGAAACUGGAAUUGAUGAUUUCGGCAAAAGGAUCAUCUGAAAAGUGGCCACUUCUAGAUACUCGUACUGUGAAGGCUCUAAAGCUUCCUUCGCAAAAAGUGAAAAUAUCAGACGUCAUCACGCGAUAUAAGCAUCUAACUGACAUACCGUUAGAAGAUUGCCAAAACGACAACCCAAUGAUCAUUAUUGGAUUAAACAAUAUUGUACUCUUUGCAGCGCUGGAAACUAGAAUUGGCAACCCGAAUGAGCCUAUAGCAGUGAGAUCAAAGAUUGGGUGGACUGUAUAUGGAAUGGAUGGCGGAAUAACGAAGAAUAAUACGUUUCUGAAUCUUCAUGCCAUUAUACCCAUGAACAACCGCGAACUCCAUGACGUUAUUCGCAACCAAUAUCAACUGGAAGAAUGUGUAGAGAAGACGUAUGAAGUACCAGUUCCAAUAGAAGAAAAACGUGCUAUGGAGAUUCUGGUUAAGACGACUAAAAGAGUAGGUGAUCGGUUCGAGACAGGAUUGUUAUGGCGAGAAGACGCACACGAAUUUCCUGACAGCUACACCAUGGCAGAGAAGCGGAUGAAUCAGCUCGUUAAAAGAAUCAGAAAAACACCAGAGUUGUUCGAGAAAGUUACCAAGAUGAUAAAUGAAUACUUGGAGAAGGGCUACGCUCAUAAGAUUACUCCGGCAGAGCUAAAAAACUACUCUAGUGAAAAGGUAUGGUACUUGCCCAUCAAUGUUGUGCAGAAUGACAAAAAGCCUGGAAAGCUACGUGUAGUAUGGGAUGCUGCAGCAUCGGUUGAUGGAGUUUCAUUAAAUUCCAUGCUAUUAAAGGGUCCAGAUAUGCUUGUACCUCUACCUAAAAUCAUUUGUAGAUUCCGAGAAAAGCCAGUAGCAUUUGGUGGAGAUCUGAAAGAAAUGUACCACCAAAUAAAAAUCCGUGAGCAGGACAAACAGGCACAAAGAUUUUUGUUCGGUACUGAUGUAAAUGGAUGCUCACAAGUGUAUGUGAUGGAUGUAGCCACUUUCGGCGCAACAUGUUCGCCGUCUUCUGCACAGUUUGUAAAGAACUUGAAUGCACGUGAAUUUGCUCACAAGUAUCCGAAGGCAUCAGCCGCAAUAAUCGAGAACCACUAUGUGGACGAUUAUUUUGACAGCGUGAAUACGAUUGAAGAAGCAGUUCAGCUAGCAAAGGACGUAAGGUACGUUCAUUCCAAAGGUGGAUUUCACAUUCGAAAUUGGGUCUCGAAUACCGAGCAAUUUCUCCAUGAAAUUGGAGAUAGAAACUCUACAUCUACAGUGCAGUUGGCAGUCGACAAAGAUACGAUGUGUGACCGAGUGCUGGGAGUAGUUUGGAAAUCGACAGAAGACGUUUUCUGUUUUGAUGCAGCAACAAACAAAAGCUUCGAGAAGUAUACGGCUGAAGAAGUUUAUCCAACUAAACGAAUAGUGCUCAGUGUAGUGAUGGCACAAUUUGAUCCCAUGGGUUUCAUAGCACCGGUAACGGUGUUAGGGAAAAUGUUGAUACAAGAUCUUUGGCGUACAGGAUGCGAUUGGGACGAAGCUAUCGACGAUCAGUCGUACGACAAAUGGAGGAAAUGGAUCCAGCUGAUGCAAGCAAUCGGAUCAUUUGAGAUACCACGAAGCUAUUUUGGUAGCGCAAGAUCGGACGAAGUAAAAGAUCUUCAGCUGCAUGUGUUCACCGAUGCGAGUGAGCAAGCAUAUGGAGCUGUAGCUUAUUUUCGAGCGACAGUUAAUGGACAAGUAAAAUGUGCAUUAGUAAUGAGUCGAAGCAAAGUUGCCCCGGUAAAAAUGAUGUCCAUUCCGCGCCUAGAACUUCAGGCAGCGGUACUAGGAGUGCGUUUAUCGCGAGCGGUUAUUGAAAACCAUAGCUUACCCAUCACUAGAAAGUUUUUCUGGACAGAUGCAAAAGUUGUGUUGUCAUGGAUCCGGUCAGAUCAUCGACGAUACAAACAAUUCGUUGGGCUACGUAUCGGUGAAAUACUUGACGCGACCAACGUUGAAGAUUGGCGAUGGAUACCAACGAAGUCUAAUGUGGCGGACAUGCUAACAAAAUGGGGUAAAGCUGCAAAUAUGGAACCAGAAACUGAUUGGGUUCGCGGACCUAAGUUUCUCUUUCAAGACGAAAGCCUAUGGCCUAGGCAGGAGUUGCCUCCGAUCAACACGGCAGAAGAACUUAGAGUGCAUCUCUUGAUACAUGACGUGGUGGUGCUUGGGAGGUUAGUAGACGCUGAACGAAUAUCGAAAUGGUCAGUACUGGUGCGUACUGUUGCAUGUGUUCUACGCUUCAUAGCUAAUUGCAGACGCAAAAUCAAAGGGGAACCGAUCGAAACGUUACGAGCUACUAAGCGCCAAUCAGAAGUGAGAAAGGUCUUCAACGGUGAAUUUAAACGAACUCCAUUACAACAACACGAAUAUGAGAAAGCAGAAAAGUUAUUAGUCAGAUCUGCUCAAGCCGAAGGAUUCAUCGACGAGAUAAAAGUAUUGAUGAAAAACAAGAGACUUCCUUCGAGUGAAUGGUUUAGCCUUGAUAAAUGCAGCCCAAUAUACAAAUUGUGUCCCAUGCUAGAUGACGAUGGAAUACUUCGAAUGGAAGGGAGGACAGAACGAGCAGAGAGCCUACCUUUCAACCUUCGUUUCCCGAUCAUCUUGCCAAGUGAUCAUCCGAUAACCAGACGUAUUGUGAAACACUAUCAUGAGGCAAGUGGUCACAGUUAUCGAGAUGCAGUGAAGAACGAGUUGCGUCAGUUGUAUCUAAUACCUCAUUUAGAUGCAGUGGUGAGAAAGGAAUCGUCUCGUUGUAUGUGGUGUAAAGUACAUCGCAAUCGCCCUAAAGUUCCGAGAAUGGCUCCGUUACCUGUGCAGAGAAUAACUCCCAAUCUAAGUCCCUUUAGUUUUACAGGUGUGGACUACAUUGGGCCCUUUGAUGUUACCGUUGGGAGAAGAACAGAAAAGCGUUGGAUUGUUCUGUUUACUUGCAUGGUGGUACGAGCUAUACAUCUCGAGAUAGCACAUGGCCUUUCGACGCAGUCUUGCCUGAUGGCGAUUCGACGAUUUGUCUGCAGACGAGGAUGGCCGGUAGAAUUCCUGUCGGACAACGGAACCAAUUUCAAGGGUGCCAGCCGAGAAAUAGUCAACAGUAUUGGUGACAUCGAAGAGGCAUGUGCUGACCAGUUGACGAACUCGAGGACAAAAUGGACAUUCAACCCGCCGGUAGCACCACACAUGGGCGGUGUGUGGGAGCGACUGGUCCGUUCGGUGAAGGGGAUACUGGCGAUGCUGGAUGACGGAAGACGUCUUACGGAUGAAAUUCUGCACACUGCAGUUUUGGAAGCAGAAGACAUUAUCAACACAAGACCGUUAGUAGCAGUGACAACGGAUGAAAACGCUGAAGGAGCUUUGACACCGAACCACUUCUUGAGAGGGACAUCGAAAAGUGACGAUAGGGAAAUCCCUCCUACUGGUGACAAAGAGGCUUUGAAAGAUUCUUAUAAAAGAACUCAACGGUUAGCCGAUGUAAUGUGGGCAAAAUGGGUAAAAGAGUACGCACCCACGUUGAAUCAGAGAACUAAGUGGUUUAGAGAGGAAAGAAAUGUGUCCACUGGGGAUUUAGUUUACGUUAUUGACGGCAAAAAUCGAAAAAAUUGGGUGCGUGGAGUAGUAGAAGAACCCAUCAUAGCGGGUGAUGGACGAGUGCGUCAAGCUUGGGUUAGGACUAACAGCGGCAGGUUGAAAAGGGCUAUGAGCCAGUUGGCCGUUCUAGAAAUUGAAUAGAGUAACGCCAGUUAGGGACACUAAUGGGUUACGGGCCGGGGAAUGUUAGAACGCCCAAGUAAAGCAUCAAAGUAGAUGCUAUAAACACCAGGAACCAUCAAAGAGUAACGGCUGUCAAGCGUACGGAGGAAAAAG
Anopheles funestus (African malaria mosquito) is the source of this 6358-nucleotide messenger RNA. RefSeq lists its product as uncharacterized. Bases 908 to 6223 code for a protein of 1771 amino acids. The record is from RefSeq and is a predicted model, not a curated record. Lineage: Eukaryota; Metazoa; Arthropoda; Insecta; Diptera; Culicidae. The transcript is spliced from 2 exons. Gene Ontology annotation, molecular function: nucleic acid binding. Gene Ontology annotation, biological process: DNA integration.